This is a messenger RNA of Trichobilharzia regenti, 1476 nucleotides long. The record is from the annotation of a GenBank genome assembly. Lineage: Eukaryota; Metazoa; Platyhelminthes; Trematoda; Strigeidida; Schistosomatidae.
AUGGUCCAAAUCUCUAAAAAACGUGUUCGUAGAAACACAAUUGUUUUAGAUAGUGGCUUAAAUUCGGUUAUAACUGCAUUACCGCCUGGUAAUACAGUAUCAACUACUAGCUCUCAAAAUGGUUUGAGUGCAGAUCUCACUCCUGUGAUACAGGUGAAAGAUGUUCUGUUAGAGAACUCUGAGUUCUGUAAACUAAACCUCCUUUUGAAAGAUAUGCAGAGGCAAGUAAGUGAAAUUCAGAAAAAAUUAGAUCAGUUUGAUAGUAUGUCACUGCCAAUCUCAAAUACCACGGAGAGCCGUUCUGAUAUUGGCCAGGUUAAGUGUUUACUGGAUGUAACUCAAAAUAAGCUUUUGAAUUUAGACCCAAUAGCCUGUCUUUUAGAAAGGCAUCCUAAAAUAUCUCCAGACAACCUAAAUAAAGCUGAAAAUCUGAUUGACUGCUUGGCUACGGAGGUGAUGAAGCGUAUAACCUCUUCUCACCAAGCUAUAGUUUACAACGUCCCAGACUCUCUGCCCCUGAAAACUGUAAGACACAAAAUCCUGAUUUGUUGCGGCAUGGCUAGUGUUCCAUGUGAAUGCAAACGACUUCGUAAAAAGUCUAACCAGGCUAAUUGCCCAAUCAUUUUUAAAUUCAGUAAUUCCCUUGAUGCUAGUAAGUUUACUAAAUGUCAGGAUCACUUAAGACUGAAUAGCAGUUAUAAGUCUAUAACCGUAGCUCAGGAUAAAACACCGUGUCAGCGCAGAAUAAUGCGUAGUAAUAACCUGGUCACCUCCUCUAGCUCUAGCUUUGAUUUACCAAAUAAGGAUCGUGCACAGCAACAGACACCUAGUGCUGAAACUAGCAUUCAGCAAACUACACAACAACCACACCUGCCAAUGGAACUAGGAACUGAUUUAGAUACCAGUACCCCUGUAAACAAAGCCUCAUCGAAAGAUGUUAAAAUGACUAGAACUUCUGCAAGUUGUUCUAAGAAAUUUCCCCCCAAACGUAGUAACCUCACCACGAUGAACAAAUUUCGCAGGGUUGAGACUAAUGAUGGGGAAGAAUACUUUGUAUUCAAUAAGCCUGCUGAGAGUAAGAAUGCCAACAAACCAUCACUUGUUACGAAAAACUCCUCUCGAAACAUAAGUACAUCUGGAGGUGUUCCGCAUGCUCCACCUUAUAGAAAGUCAGGCUCCAAGACUCCUAAAGUCUUGCAGCCAAAGCACCUUCCUUCACAAUUCCCUUUAAGUUAUAAAAACAACCCGAAGGUGUAUACCGGUAUGACGAAUAGCAGUUGGAUGGGUAGACCUUCUGAUGCUAUGCCUUUUAACCGCCAACCUAGGCCCAACCUGUACUACCCUUAUAUCCAGGAACACAUGGUAAAUUUUCCAGGUGUCCUGAAUCACUGGUACGACCCAUGGCACCUAGGACCACCUCAUUGCACACCAACUCCGAUGUGCAGACACCCAGUCCGACCUCCUUUUCAUUCAUAA